UAUAUGUAUAUCUAUGUAGUGUUAUAAUAAACUACUGACUCUUCCUGGCACAGGUUUUAGCUUCACGUCCAACACGCUGCAAAUGGGAUCUUCAUCUCAUAAAAUUUGUAUUACAUUUGGGCUUCUUGUUUUAGCUCAUGCUGCCUAUUCGGCUGCUCAACAUCGGGCAUAUCUACGUUUGAUUAAAAAUGACUUUACUCGAUUACCAUUGGAUAUUUUAGUCCAGUGUCUGGUCAGUUUGUUAAUCAUUUGUUAUGGUGUUGUGCAUAUUGCUGGUGCCUUUAAAGAAAUUCAGUCAAGUGCUGAACUAGAAAAUAAAAACUGGGAGAUGUUGAGUAACCGACAAUCUUUCUGUAGCUUCAACCACAGAGGGAAAGCUUUAUUUGCUUGAUAAUGCAUUUUCUAUGUACUUUGACAAUGUAAAUAAAUAUGCUUCUGUAUAAAUUGAA
Molecule: messenger RNA, 449 nt
Organism: Octopus bimaculoides (California two-spot octopus)
Lineage: Eukaryota; Metazoa; Mollusca; Cephalopoda; Octopoda; Octopodidae
Product: ER membrane protein complex subunit 5
Cellular component (GO): EMC complex; early endosome; Golgi apparatus
Source: RefSeq, a predicted model, not a curated record